GAGUUUCAGUCCAUCUGCUUCAAAUCUUUUAACCUGCCACUGUGUCCAUCUCUUCGCUCUCCUCCUCCAGAAAUGUCGUCGUCUUCUUCAAUCUCAUCGUCGUUUCGAUUAUUCACCACCAAAAUCCCUGGCUCAAUUCUCAAACCUAAAACCCCAAAACCUCCAUUCAUCUCUUUCCCCAAAAGAUCCAUCACUUUCCAAAGAAUCCCCACUAUAUCCUCCGCCUCCCCUCCGCCGCCGUCCGCAUCCGCAACGAGCUCCACGUCCCUGCAGCCCGUCGAGGACCUCCCUCCGAAGCUCCAGGAAAUCGUCAAGCUCUUCCAGUCUGUACAGCUCCCGAAGGCCAAGUACGAGCAGCUCCUGUUCUACGGCAAGAAUUUGAAGCCGUUGGAUGAUCGAUACAAGACGAAGCAGAACAAAGUGGAGGGAUGCGUCUCGCAGGUGUGGGUCAGGGCGUAUCUUGACUCAGAGAAGAAUGUGUUUUUCGAGGCUGAUUCCGACUCGGUCCUUACCAAGGGACUCGCUGCUUUGCUAGUUAGCGGGUUAUCGGGCCGCCCGGUGGAUGAGGUUUUGCGGGUUUCGCCCGAUUUCGCGGUGCUUCUGGGGCUGCAGCAGAGCCUGACUCCGUCGAGGAAUAAUGGGUUUUUGAAUAUGUUGAGGUUGAUGCAAAGGAAGGCGAAGGAGUUGCUUGUGGAGGAAGAAAAUGGAGGGGAGAGUGAGCGUUUCGUGGCGAAAAUUGAAGAUAAUGUCGAAAGUUUGGAGCUUGGAGUGGAUUCUGAAGUGGGCGGGGGAAAGAAUUCGAAUUCGGGUUUGACAGUUGAUGGUGGGAUUGAGGGUGAGGAUAUUGGAUUGAGUUCUAGAGAAAAUGUUAAGCAAUUGGAACUGGUAGCGAGUGAAACGAGCGAAAAUGUGGCAGAUUCAGGUGACUUGGGAAGCAGAGGGAAGAGAAUUCAGGAGAAAUUGAUGCGAGAGUUAAGUCCUGUGGAAUUGGAAGUGGAAGACAUAUCUUAUCAACAUGCCGGGCACGCUGGGGUUAGAGGGAGUGGUGAUGGGGAGACGCAUUUCAAUGUGAGAGUUGUGUCUAAGGAGUUUGAAGGGAAGAGUUUGGUUAAGAGGCAUAGGCUUAUAUAUAGUUUGUUGCAAGAAGAAUUGCAAAGUGGACUACACGCAUUGUCGAUUGUGGCGAAAACACCAUCUGAAGUGAGUGGAGGGUGAAGGCACGGCUCCGGGUUUCUUAUGUGAAAGAGGUCUUUGUGUGAAAGGUGCAAGAGAUUGAGUUGCUAUGAGCCUGUCAGAAAAGUAAAGCUCCAUAUCCAGAUACUCAAAUCUUAUAUCGAUUUUCCGAUUAGGGUUGGAGAAAUUUGCGAGGAAAGUGAAGUCGCCG
This is a messenger RNA of Pyrus x bretschneideri (Chinese white pear), 1384 nucleotides long. Its product is annotated as sufE-like protein 1, chloroplastic/mitochondrial. NCBI's taxonomy places the organism in Eukaryota, Viridiplantae, Streptophyta, Magnoliopsida, Rosales, Rosaceae. The transcript has 2 exons. Bases 73 to 1215 code for a protein of 380 amino acids. The record is from RefSeq and is a predicted model, not a curated record.